This is a messenger RNA of Zasmidium cellare ATCC 36951, 1578 nucleotides long. RefSeq lists its product as uncharacterized. Gene Ontology annotation, biological process: tetrahydrofolylpolyglutamate biosynthetic process. The transcript is spliced from 2 exons. Gene Ontology annotation, cellular component: mitochondrion; cytoplasm; cytosol. Gene Ontology annotation, molecular function: tetrahydrofolylpolyglutamate synthase activity; ATP binding. The record is from RefSeq and is a predicted model, not a curated record. Lineage: Eukaryota; Fungi; Ascomycota; Dothideomycetes; Mycosphaerellales; Mycosphaerellaceae. The coding region runs from base 1 to 1578 and encodes 525 amino acids.
AUGCCCGUCUGCAGGUCGUGUAUACGGCGACUCAGAGACUCGGCGAGGUACUACAGCACCGGCCGAGACUACAAUGCCGCCGUCGCAGCUCUCAAUGGCCUGCAGAGUAACUUCUCUAUUGUCGAGGCCAUUCGAAAGCAAGGUCCCGGGUCAAACAAGCGCUCGAUUCCUGACAUGAUCGGGUGGGUGCGUCGAGUAGGGUACGAGCCGUCUGACUUCGACCGGCUGAACCCCAUUCACGUGGCUGGCACGAAGGGCAAAGGCUCUACCUCUUCCUUCAUCUCGUCUAUCCUUGCGCAGUACUUGCCCACUAGAAGGAGCAUACCGGCCGAACGGCUGCCGUCAAAAGUAGGACUGUACACAUCACCGCACCUUCGCUUCGUGCGAGAGAGGAUACAGAUCAACAAUGAGCCCGUCUCCGAGGAUCUGUUCGCAGAAUGCUUCUGGGAGGUAUGGGAUCGGUUUGAAGCGACCAAGCCUGCGUCGAGUGAAGCAGACCCAAGGAGCAUAGAUGGGAAGCCGGUAUACUUCCACUACCUCACCCUCAUGGCCUUGCAUUGCUACAUGAAAGAGAAUGUUGAAACAGCUGUGAUCGAAUGCGGUAUUGGCGGAGAAUACGACACGACCAACAUCUUGGUGCAACCUUCAGUGAAUGGUGUGACGAGUCUGGGAAUCGAUCAUGAAGCCUUACUGGGAAACACAAUCGGUGAGAUUGCCUGGCACAAGGCGGGCAUCUUCAAGCCUGGAGUGGCCGCUUUUACCGUACCCCAGCCCGAGGAUGCCAUGCGUGUGUUGCAUGAGAGAGCGAAGGAGAGGGACACGAUACUAUAUGAAGUCCCGGUGCACAAGGCAAUAGACUCGAUCGAGCUCGGCCUGCAAGGCCAUUUCCAGAGGCUGAACGCUUCGUUGGCUGUCUCGAUGUCCGCACAUCACCUCCAUCGGCUUGGAUUCAGCGGUAUCCCCGACCCAUACGAUCCGGCGUCCACCCUUCCAUCCGAGUUUAUCAAAGGCCUAGAAGAGACACAUCUCGGUGGUCGCUGUGACAGGAGGUCAGACCCCGUCGACUCAAACCUAACCUGGUACAUCGACGGCGGGCACACCCUCGAAAGCAUCGAGGUAGCCGCUCGCUGGUUCGCAGACCGCACCGCCAAAUCCGAAAGUGAAGGCGCAACCCGGAUCUUGAUCUUCAAUCAGCAGACAAGAGACGCCUCGUCCCUCGCCAAACGCCUCCACGAUGUCCUCGCUGCGGCUUUGAACGAUUCACAUCCGUUCAAGCACGCCAUCUUCUGUCCCAACACCACCUACAAAGACGCCGGAUACAAAGCAGAUCUUGUAUCUAUCAACACGAACAAGGACGAUGUCACCAGUCUGCGGGUCCAACAGGAGCUGGCCAAGACAUGGGAUGGCAUCGAUUCGCAAGCCCAGGUGCAUGUCGUCAGCACGAUAGAGGAUGCUGUGACGAAAGCCCGUGAGAUCUCCAACGGACGCAAGGUCGAGGUCCUGGCUACUGGCAGUCUCCACCUCGUUGGUGGAUUGAUCGAAGUUCUGGAAAACGAAGCUGAGAAAGGCGGCCGUUGA